Quercus lobata is the source of this 381-nucleotide messenger RNA. RefSeq lists its product as uncharacterized. The record is from RefSeq and is a predicted model, not a curated record. The transcript has a single exon. The coding region runs from base 1 to 381 and encodes 126 amino acids. NCBI's taxonomy places the organism in Eukaryota, Viridiplantae, Streptophyta, Magnoliopsida, Fagales, Fagaceae.
AUGUACCUGGACUUGUAUAAAGGGUUAAGUCUCAGGCACAAGGGCUUAGAGAAGUAUGAUUCACCACUGGUGGGCUUUGAUGGGAGAUUGGCAAUUCCCCGCGGAAUGAUAAGGUUACCUGUACAAGCUGGGGACGAAGAGAUGCAAGUUAACUUUAUUGUAGUCGAAGCUUAUUCCUCUUACACAGCCAUCCUAGCUAGACCAUGGCUUCAUGCUAUAGGAGUAGUUUCGUCAACCUUACAUUUGAAAGUUAAGUACCCCACACAGGGGAAAGUAAAGGAAUUAGUAGGAAGUCAAGCAAUGGCUAGGCAGUGCCUGAUAGCAACCAUUACACAGCAACCCGCGAAUCAAGCCAUGGCAGAAGAGGAGCGAAUCUCAUAG